AGUGAUGGCACCAAGGAAAUUUCUCUGUGUUUUCCACUGCUGAGAAUUUCCUGGGUCAUUGUCGGCUUUUCUACAGCACAGUCUCCUAGUGUUGCAAUCGCUUACUCCUCCUCUAAGAGAGAAGGAGGAGGUGAGAUUAAAACCACUGAACAUGUACAGAAGUAUAUAGGCAGCAGUAAGUAGCCGGCUAGGAUCACUCAGGUCUCGGGAAACCAUGACAGUACAAAGGGCAAUGCUGAGAGUCCUAGUGCUGGGGCUGACUCUGCUCUCCUCAGGACUGCUGUGCUUGGGGCAAUCAGAUAUUGACUACCGCAGACCCAUUAGAGUCAACAUUGAGUGCUGCACAGCUGUUUCCAAGGCCAGGAUUCGAUAUCCAAUCACCAGCUAUAAAAAGCAGUCUGCAGCCAAUCUCUGUGUGCAUGCGAUUAUACUCCGGACCACCAACCAUGGAUCAUUUUGCGUUGACCCAAAAGCCAAGUGGGUGCGUAAAAAGGUGAAGAGGCUGAACAAUGGGGAAAGCAAAGCACCUCAAAAAACAAAGAAGAAGGGAAGGAAUAAUCAGAAGAGGAAACAGAAACAACCAAGGCCUACUGUGAAACCCUCUCGGUUUCCUCUGACAUCAACAGCUCCAGCACUGACAUAAGGAAAUGUCCCACAAUGACUUGUGCCUGAAGACUGCACUGCUACCAAGGCUCAUGCUGCAAAAAUGUCCUGUUUUAAAGCUACGCCAAGAUUUUAUUUUUAUAUUUUCUUUUUUUAACUUUGUGUGCUUUUUACAUGUUUGAAAUCUAUAUUUAUUGGUCCGCUAAUAAACGAUAUAUAUUUACACAUA
Messenger RNA from Xenopus laevis (African clawed frog), 832 nucleotides. RefSeq names its product eotaxin-like. The record is from RefSeq and is a predicted model, not a curated record. The transcript has 4 exons. Lineage: Eukaryota; Metazoa; Chordata; Amphibia; Anura; Pipidae. Bases 215 to 643 code for a protein of 142 amino acids.